AUGUCUAUUAAUUGUGUUCAACAAUGUUCAAUUUGUUUCGUUAAUGUUAAUGGAAAUAAUGGAUAUAUACGUCAUAUUCGACAAGUACAUAUAAAUGAUCGUCAAUUUGGUACACCUUGUGCUUUGUGCGAUUCAAAAUUUGUUUUUACUAAUUUAAAAUCAUUUAUUUCUCAUUUUCGUAAACAUAUGUUACAUUCUUUAUUUGACGAAAUACCUACACCAGAUCUAUGUGUUAAUCAUGAUAUUAUUAAUUCUGAUGUUAAUGAUGAUUUUGAAGAACAAUUAACAAUACCUGAAUAUGAACAAUAUGAACACUAUGAUCAAUUAGAAGAAAUAAAAAAAUUCUAUCUUAAAAUGUUAUUAAGAGUUCGUGAAGGUCAUAUACUACCUGGUGCUGUAAUGAAGACAAUCUCUUUAUCUGUUUGCUCAUUACUUGAAACAUUUUCAAUAUUCUUAUUAUCUAAAUUGAAUAUUAAUCUUGAUAAUCCUAUAUUACGUCAUGUUAAUGGUGAUAUUGAGAAAAUUCUAUUUGAAAUUUCAAAAAAUGAAGAGUCAUUUAUUUCUGAUUGUGAACUUUAUUUCAAAUUUAUUAAACCAAAAGAAAUACAAUUACCGACGGGUAAUAAAGCUUAUUACAUUCCAAUAUGUGACGUAUUGAUGUGUUUAUUUCAAAAAAAAGAUUUUUAUGAAUGCAUUAAAAGAGAAAAAAAAUAUAUAUGUCAGUUUGAUGGACAAGAUAUUAUUUAUCAUUAUCGAAAUGGAGAAAUAGGUCGACAACAUCGCAUUUUGAAAAUCAAAGAAAACACUAUAUUAUUACAAUUAUAUUGUGAUGAUAUAGGUGUAAUAAAUCCAUUGAUGGGAAAGAAUGCAGCACAUAAAUUAACAACAUUCUAUUUAUCUAUAGAUGAUUUACCAGCAUGUUAUAAUUCUUCGUUAAAUUUUAUACAUUUAUUAUUAUUAUUCUAUAGAAAAGAUUUUGAAAAUGAAAAUAAUCGUCAAAUAUUAUUUAAUCUAUUAAAUAAAGAUAUUGAAUGUUUAGAAAAUGAUGGUCUUAUAUUACCUGGUGAUAUAGCUCCUACUUAUUUUACAAUUAGUACUCUCUGUGCAGAUAAUCUAGCUGCACAUGAACUUGGUGGAUUCACUUGUUCAUUUAAUUCAGGUCGAUGUUGUCGAUAUUGUCUUAUACAUCAUAAAGACAUGAAAUAUGUUUACAGAGAGGCAGAUGUUUUAAUUCGUACAGCUGCAUCACAUGAUUUUCAUGUGAAACAUAUUGACAAUGUUCCUAAUGAUAAAUCGUUAUAUGGUGUUAAUGAAAAAUCAAUUCUUUCUACACUAUUAUCAUUUAAUCCAAUUACCUCCCUACCUCCAGAUAUCAUGCAUGAUAUAUUGGAGGCAGGACGAAAUCGACCACCAACAUUUAAAGAAAAAGAGAUUCAUGAUAAACGAGUUCCUGGUAAAGCUAUGGAAAAAUAUUGUUUAUUUUUAAAUUUACCAUUUAUAUUAAUGGAUAUUGUUGAUCGAAUACCUUAUUGGUUUUUAUAUGAAUUACUACGACAGAUAUGGGAUAUUCUAUAUAGUGAUUAUCCAAGAAAAUCUUGGCUUCCAACUCUUGAAGACUUAAUUCAAGAAUUUUUACAAUUAUUUCAAACGAUUUUUCCAGAACAAUUUAUUCCAAAAUGUCAUUUUCUUCUUCAUGCUGCACGUAAUACUGCUAAAUAUGGUCCAUUAAAACGACAAAUGAAUUUACGUUACGAAUCAAAGCACCAUUUAUUAAAAAAGAUUGCAAAUAGGUGUAAUAAUUAUAUUAAUUUGCCGUGUACCAUAUCCAAGCGUGUACAACUACGUCAAUGUUAUGAAUUAAUGGAGGAAAAUAUAUUUAAAUGUAGUGGUAUUAGUGGUAAAUUUCAUUCACGACGAAAAAUAAGUUUUAGAAAAGAAAUACAAAAUUCAUUACGUGAUGAUUAUUUAUUUGAUUAUGAUGAACUGAUAGAAUAUGUUAAAUGGGUGUCUAUGGAUUGGUCGAAUGAUGAUGUUUCGAGAUGGUUGAUCGAUAACGGAUUUAGUAAAUAUGUAGCUAAAUUUAAAGAAGAAGAAAUCGAUGGAUUAUCUUUAUUAAAUUUAAGUCCAACAUCGAUUGAGGAAUUAUUAUCAAUCAUUACCGACGAUAAUGUGAUAAAAAAACCAACUAUUGGGCUUAAAACAACAUUUAAUAAAAAACUCAUACAAUUAAAAGAAAACGUUUUUUCGAAUCAUAAUACAAUUAUGACAUUAAAUGAAAAGCAAUCUGAUAUACUGAUUGAACAAUUACGCACAAAUCAAUCAAAUAAUUUAUCAUUUUUCGAUGAUUUUCGUAUUGAUAAUGAUAAUGAUAGUAUUGAUCAGCAACACAGUUUAACAAUAUCGAGUUCAGAUUUAAAUACAUCAAGUUCAUCUUUCGAUCAAAUUCCAACAAUAACAACUUCUCCAUUAUCUCGUGAAGUAUUACCUGAUCGAAUAAUUAAUCAAACAUCGAGUGAUAGUGUAGCAAAUUCGUUACCUCAAUUAAGAAAAAAAUUUCCAUUAAAUUAUGUACUUCCAUCAUUUAGUAGAGCAUUUGUAGAAGCUGCUGAAGAUCCAUCAUUAGCUAAUUUUGGACCACGAUGUACAAUGAAACAACAAUUAGUUAAAACAAUUCGUGAUGAUGUAGUAAAUACGUAUGGUAUUGGCUUUUAUCCAACAGCAUAUGAAUUUGAUCGAAUGGUAGUAAGUGUUAAAAAUAAAAUUCCAACACUCACUAAAAUAUUUGGUGAAGAUAUGAGUGUAUUAACAUCUGCAUUAAAACAACAAUUUUCUCGUGAUCGAAAAGCAUCCAAUUGUUUAUCAGAAGUAUUAGAAAAAAAACGACAAUCAUAUGGUCAUCAAUCAUCAGGAAGAAAAUUGAAAUUUAUAAAACUUGAACUUGCUUCUCGACGAGAAUAUAUUGUUGAAGAAAAUCAACAGCCACAAGAAUUAUUAAUGCAAUUGUAUCAACACGCUGAAUCAAUGCGUGUUAUGAUCAACACAACAAAUUAUGAUUAUAGUCAAGUUAAAUCAAAAAUGGAUGCAACAUAUUCACAUCGUAAACAACUUGUCCAAGAGAUGAAGCCUGUCAAAGAUAUUGUUGAAUUAUAUCCAGCUUUAGCAAUAACCAAUUUGUUAAUUCGUGAAAUUAAUCUUCGUUGUGAUCCAUUUGGUGGCGAUAUUGUUAAAACAUUAACAUCAGUAUGUACAAAAUUAAUUAAAUAUGUUGACCAUCCUCGGAAAGAAGAUGUUCGUGAAGAACAACCAUUUUUUAUUCUGGAACAUUUGAUAAUGAAACGUUUCAAACAUUCAAAAAAAUUGUUAUUAAAUCACGAAGUAAUUGAUGCUCAUCCUAUGAUACAAAUACAAUCAAUUGACAAAUUUAAAGAUUAUGCUAUUAUUAUUGAAUAUAAUCGUCUUAUUUCAACAAAUUCACAAGUUGAAGCAAUGGCUAUUUUAAUUGGGUCAUAUGAAAUAUUUAAUAUAGAAUAUCCAUCAAAAAUACGUGCAACAUUAGAAGUUCUCAAUGGUUUAUCAUUCACAAAAAGAUCGUUUUGCGUAUCAUUAGCUGCUAAACGGUUUUUGAAUGGACAUAAAGUAAAUAACUCAUCAUCAUGCAAUAUUUAG
Molecule: messenger RNA, 3666 nt
Organism: Rotaria sp. Silwood1
Lineage: Eukaryota; Metazoa; Rotifera; Eurotatoria; Philodinida; Philodinidae
Source: the annotation of a GenBank genome assembly